Durusdinium trenchii is the source of this 1590-nucleotide messenger RNA. NCBI's taxonomy places the organism in Eukaryota, Dinophyceae, Suessiales, Symbiodiniaceae. The record is from the annotation of a GenBank genome assembly.
AUGAUCGAGCACUUCCUCGAAGAGGUGGAGAGCGAGCACAGCGAGCCCAACAGCGAGCCCAGCGAGCUAAAGGGUGAGAAGAGUAGUGCUUUGCAAUCCUUCUUGCGAAGGCAUGGCUUCAUGAGUAUCUACAGUGCUCGCCAGGCGAACUGUCAGGUCGUUCGAAUGGAUGCUCGGCCGAUGCGCGGCACGGGCAAAGGCAACGUCUCCAGGUCAUGCCCUUUCUUUUUCUUCCAAUCACCUCACCAUUGCCAGCAGUGCGAGGAACGAAUUUAUCCCAUUCACGUUGCAGCACAGCUUGGCGACCUUAAGAUUGUCAAGAUGCUGUUGGAAGAUGGGGCAGAUCCACUUCAGGAGUGCUUCGAUGGUCGCAAUGCCGUGGACUUUGCCCGUAACGCUGACGUGAAUGGCUCCCAUCAAGAGGUCAUGGAGCAUUGUGAAUGGCAGGGCUCCCUAUCUCAAGUGAUGCGGGAAUUGUUCCUUCGACGGCAGUGGUUUUGCAGUCUUGCGCAUUUCAAGACGAGGACUGGCAAUCUGCUGCGUGCUUACAAGUUGGAAAGACAUUUGCAGUGUUGGUGCAACCUUCGGGAGACGCCUGCAGCCGGCCACAUUGCCGAUCCUAAUGGCUGUGAGGGCUGGGCAGUGGGUGACCCUGUGGCGGUGGUGCCCAAUUGCCCCUGCCUCUCUUCCAGAAUGUCGAUGCAAGGCAAGCAGCACCUUUGUGAAGAGGGCACCUUCAUGGGAGCAGGCGGCACCAGAGGAUGUUUUGCAGACUUCGUUUGUGUCAGCAGCUUGCAGCUUGUGCGGCUACCUGCCAGCAUUCCGAUGGAGCUGGCUAUGAUGACCGAGCCUUUGUCUGUGGCCCUUCACACGCUGAAGCUGGCCGAGAAAUCCAUCCUGUCGAUCUUGGAUGGUGACGUGGCCAUCUUGGGGGCUGGCGCCAUUGGUUUAUGCCAUCUCCUGCUGCUAAAGCACGUAGGCGCCAAGAAUGUCCACAUCAUCGAUCCAUUGGAAGAUCGCCGCACCAUGUCCUUGCGCCUGGGCGCCCGCAGUGCACACUGUACUCAGCUGGCCACCGCUGAGUUGCGGCAGCUGGUGGGCCGAAAGGGGUGUGAACUGGUGCUGGAUUGCGCGGGCACAGAGCAGAGCUUCAAGACAGCCUUGCAGGUGGCAGGUUUGGCAGCACAAGUCGUCCUCGUGGGCAUCCCUGAGGUGGACUUUUUGCAAUACAACCCUCAUGUGGCGAGGACCAAGGAGUUUCUCGGUUGGAAGACAAAUGAUGAACUGGACGGAGCUCCUAAGUGUUUGGAGCCACAACUCCAGACCGGACAUGAACUUCCUCAGCUUUUGGAGCCCUCUGAGUUGUGUCUGCAGGAGCUUGACACCUUGUCCUUCCAAAGCAUCGGCCUCAUUGCUGGGACUCCACACAGCGUGGCUUAUUUGCAGCACCUGCUGGAGGAGAAGAUGAUAGUGAAGCUGGUGGCACUCGACUUGGACAUUUGGGACGUGACAUCAGAGGUUCAGGAGCUGUGCCGUUGCUUGGCCAAACUGGUCUCGCACCGAGUGCGCUUGACCUUCCAUAAAAAUUAG